Molecule: messenger RNA, 1450 nt
Organism: Prunus avium (sweet cherry)
Lineage: Eukaryota; Viridiplantae; Streptophyta; Magnoliopsida; Rosales; Rosaceae
Source: RefSeq, a predicted model, not a curated record
AGCUUAUGAGCUGCUCGCAGUGGAAGGCUAUAGAGAGAGAGAGAUCGGAGAGCAAGCUAGCAUGGAGCCUUCUAGUGAUAACGAGCUCUCUGAACCCCUCUUGCUUUCCAAAUCAUCUUCAAUGCAAAUAGUGAGCCGUGAACUGGAAGACACACUAAACAACACUGAGCUCUCAUACUUCCAGCGCGUCCGAACCGGCACAUGGCUCGAGCUGAAGACCCUCUUCCGCCUGGCAGCUCCGGCGGUUGUGGUUUACUUGCUCAACAAUGUCAUAUCCAUGUCCACCCAAAUCUACUGUGGCCAUCUUGGCAACCUUGAACUCGCUGCCUCCUCUCUUGGCAACACUGGCAUUCAAGUUUUCGCCUAUGGCCUCAUGCUUGGUAUGGGUAGUGCAGUGGAGACACUGUGUGGUCAAGCCUAUGGUGCACAUAAGUACGACAUGCUAGGCAUAUAUAUGCAGCGAUCGACAAUCCUCCUCCUAGCAACUAGCAUCCCACUGAUGAUAAUUUACAUCUUCUGCAAGCCCAUCUUGUUAGGCCUAGGUGAAUCAGCCUCCAUUGCCGCCGCGGCAGCGAUCUUUGUCUACGGUCUCAUCCCUCAAAUCUUUGCCUACGCCUGCAACUUCCCCAUACAAAAGUUCCUCCAAGCCCAGAGCAUAGUGUUCCCUAGCGCCUACAUAUCGCUGGGGGCACUGGUGGUGCACAUAGUGCUAAGUUGGGUGGUGGUGUACAAAUUGGGAUGGGGCCUGUUGGGCGCCGCGUUGAUGUUGAGUUUUUCGUGGUGGCUUAUAGUGGUGGGGCAAUUUGUGUACAUAUUGUGGACGCCAAGGUGCAGACGCACAUGGACAGGCUUUAGCAUGAAGGCAUUUUCUGGGCUGUGGAGCUUUUUGAAAUUGUCUGUGGCAUCGGCCGUCAUGCUUUGCCUGGAGACUUGGUACUAUCAAAUUAUAGUUUUGCUUGCUGGGUUGCUUAAAAAUGCUGAAAUUGCAUUGGACGCUCUCUCUAUUUGCAUGACCAUAACUGGAUGGGUCUUCAUGAUUGCUGUGGGGUUCAAUGCUGCUGCAAGUGUGAGGAUUGGGAAUGAGCUUGGGGCAGGACAUCCAAAAUCGGCAGCAUUUGCAGUGGUGGUGGUGACUUCAAGCUCCUUCAUCAUAUCGGUGGUGUGCGCCAUAAUUGUGAUUGUUUUACGACAUGAUAUAAGUUAUGUGUUCACUGAGGGAGAAACAGUCUCCAAUGCCGUCUCUGACCUUUCUCCGUACCUUGCCAUAUCUAUCGUUCUCAAUGGCAUCCAACCUGUUUUGUCUGGAGUGGCUGUUGGGUGCGGAUGGCAAGCAUUUGUAGCAUAUGUUAACGUGGGAUGUUACUACGUCAUUGGGAUCCCAGUGGGUUGCCUUCUUGGAUUCAAGUUCGAUUUCGGAGCUCAGGUGACAAUACUAUUUUCCUAUUUUUAG